Messenger RNA from Eutrema salsugineum, 1621 nucleotides. RefSeq names its product 2-oxoisovalerate dehydrogenase subunit alpha 2, mitochondrial. Gene Ontology annotation, biological process: branched-chain amino acid catabolic process. NCBI's taxonomy places the organism in Eukaryota, Viridiplantae, Streptophyta, Magnoliopsida, Brassicales, Brassicaceae. Gene Ontology annotation, molecular function: oxidoreductase activity, acting on the aldehyde or oxo group of donors, disulfide as acceptor. The coding region runs from base 76 to 1485 and encodes 469 amino acids. The transcript is spliced from 9 exons. The record is from RefSeq and is a predicted model, not a curated record.
AAGUACACUCUACACCAACCCCUUUUGUCUCUCUCUCUCUUUCUCUACAGACACAACACAAAAAAUUUCUUCGAAAUGGCUCAGCAUUUGAAAUCUUCUUCAUCGAAAUCGGCUUUCCUAAACAUUCUGAAACAUAAGCUCGGUUUCGUUUCUCCGAGCCACGGGGCUCGUCAUCUCCGCCAAAACCUACCGCAUGGUCCUCCGAGUAUUGGAGUAUCACAGAAUCCAAUUAGUCGUUUGUGUAACACCAUGGCAGAGAAGCUCUCGGGUAUUGGUUUUCACGAAGACGUCAAUAAUCAGGUCAUGGAUUUUCCUGGAGGAAGGAUAGCUUUCACACCUGAGAUUCAAUUCAUAUCAGAAUCCAAUAAAGAGCGUGUACCUUGCUACCGUGUUCUUGAUGACAAUGGCCAACUAAUCACCAACAGCCAGUUUGUUCAGGUUAGCGAGGAAGUAGCGGUGAAGAUAUAUAGCGAUAUGGUUACUCUUCAAAUAAUGGAUAACAUAUUUUACGAAGCUCAAAGACAAGGGAGACUCUCCUUUUACGCCACCACAAUCGGGGAAGAAGCCAUUAAUAUUGCAUCAGCUGCAGCUCUCACUCCUGAAGAUGUUAUCUUUCCUCAGUACAGAGAGCCUGGUGUUCUGCUAUGGCGUGGUUUCACCCUUCAAGAAUUUGCAAACCAGUGUUUCGGGAACAAAUCUGAUAAUGGAAAAGGCAGGCAGAUGCCAGUCCACUACGGCUCUAAUAAGCUCAACUAUUUUACCGUUUCUGCAACAAUCGCUACACAGUUACCAAACGCGGUUGGUGCUGCUUAUUCCUUAAAGAUGGACAGGAAGGAUGCAUGUGCAGUCACAUUUUUUGGCGAUGGUGGCUCGAGUGAGGGAGAUUUCCAUGGUGCUUUGAAUUUUGCAGCAGUUAUGGAAGCACCUGUUUUAUUUAUCUGCCGGAACAAUGGUUGGGCAAUCAGUACUCCCACCUCAGAUCAGUUCCGAAGUGAUGGUGUAGUGGUGAAAGGCCGUGCUUAUGGAAUUCGAAGUAUACGUGUUGAUGGAAAUGAUGCACUUGCUAUGUACAGUGCAUUGUGUGAAGCUCGCGAAAUGGCAAUUAGAGAACAGAGGCCAAUCUUGAUCGAGGCUUUAACGUACCGCGUAGGACACCAUUCAACGUCAGAUGAUUCCACUAGGUACCGCUCUGCAGAUGAGAUAGAGUGGUGGAGCAAAGCAAGAAACCCGCUGUCUAGGUUUAGGACAUGGAUUGAAAGUAAUGGCUGGUGGAGGGAUGAAGCGGAAUCGGAUCUAAGAUGCAGAAUCAAGAAAGAGAUGUUAGAAGCUCUCCGGGUUGCAGAGAAGUCCGAAAAGCCGAAUCUGAAGGAAAUGUUCUCAGAUGUUUACGAUGUUCCUCCUUCUAACCUCAGGGAACAGGAACUUCUGGUGAGGCAGACGAUCAAAAGUCACCCACAAGAUUACCCAUCAGAUGUUCCUCUUUAGAUAGACACUCUUAUCAGAUGCUGUGUGUAAUAAAAUGUAAAAGAUAAUCUACUUUGCGAAACUUUCAUUAUUCAAAAACAUACAACUUCUUUGAUAGAGCACAGACUUCUUCAGAAUCUGGUAGUAAUGUGUGAUG